CUGCCUGGUACAGGCUCACUCCAAGCAGCUUUGGAGCUGAUGAGAGCAGGACUGCUCCAUCCUUGCAGUGACACCAUGGAUCCAUGUUACAACCACACAAGCUCUCAAAAUAGGAUGGACUUUCCCCUGCAGCUGCUGGUUGGGUCCUGCCUCGUCAUCCUCAUCACGAUCACCCUCUGUGGCAACAUCAUCGUCUGCCUGGCCGUCACCUUCGACCGCCGGCUCCGGAGCUUGACAAACUGCAUCAUUGUCUCCUUGGCCAUCACAGAUCUGCUGCUGGGGCUUCUGGUGCUGCCAUUCUCUGCUUUCUAUGAACUCACCAAGGAGUGGACCUUUGGCAGCGUUUUGUGCAACAUCUACAUCAGCCUGGACGUCAUGUUGUGCACAGCCUCCAUCCUCAACCUCUUCAUGAUCAGCCUGGACCGCUACUUUGCUGUCACCAGCCCGCUCCGCUACUGCCAGGUGGUCACUCCCUCCCGGGUGGCCGUGGGUUUGGUUGUUAUUUGGACCGUUUCACUGAUGGUUUCUUUCCUACCCAUCCACCUGGGCUGGAACACCAACGGGACAGCAGUGCAAAACACAGGCCCCACCUGCAACAAGGAGUGCACGCUGGCGGUGAACCCCGUGUACGGGUUAGUGGACGCCUUGCUCACCUUCUACAUCCCUUUGGUCAUCAUGUGCAUCACCUACUACCGCAUACUCAAGAUAGCGAGGGAGCAGGCCAAGAGGAUAAACCACACGUGGGGCAACACGCCCAUGCCACCCAUGGUGAAGGAGCACAAAGCCACCGUGACACUGGCGGUGGUGCUGGGAGCGUUCAUCGUCUGCUGGUUCCCCUAUUUCACCGUGUUCACCUACCGGGGGGUGUGGGGGGACAGCAGGGUCAAAGGCACACCCAUGUCCAUUGUUCUCUGGCUGGGCUAUGCCAACUCAGCCCUGAACCCCAUCCUCUACGGGACGCUCAACAGGGAUUUCCGAGUGGCAUACCAGCACCUGCUGCAGUGCUGGAGGACGGGACACCCCAGGAACUCCCACCUGCCUCCCCUCCAGACUGCCCAGCCCAGGGGCAGGCAGGGCCAGGGCAGGCAGGAGGGUAAACCUUUGAAACUGGAGGUGAGGAACAAGAAAGGGACCCUGCUCACCGAUGGAGCCCUCAAGAGCACUGGAGCUUUUCUGUGAGCCUCAGCCAGCCCGCUGCCCUAGGACCCGCAUCCCCCAGCCUUUAACUCCUGGCUGCCCUCUUCCAAAAUCCUGUGUGUGAGGUUGAAAGGACAACACUCAGCUUUCCUCAGCGCAAAACUCAGCAGCAGAAGCGAGAUCUGCAGGGAUCCCUGCUCUGGCAUGUGGCAUUCGCUCCAUCCCCAAGCACUGCUGGAGAGGCCUCUGCCCACCCAGGUUUCUUCCCAGGAGGGUGGUGUGUUAGAAGAGCCCUCAGAGGAGCUGCAGAAGAACAUCUCCCCUGGCCUUCUGAGCAGUGACACUUUCAGCAUCAAGCCCCGAUGCAGGAGAGAUGCCUGAGGAGCUGGGUCAGGAGGCAGGGCUGGGAGUGCCCUCUCCAGACCCAUGGCACAGGGUAGAGGGGAAAAGGGACUGAUGUUGAGGUCUUGGUGCCAGGCAGUCCAGCCUAGGAUGGAGAAAAGUAGAACAGGCACCAUCUUCCCUGAUGUCCUUGGGAUGUAUCCACCCCUGAGAGGAGGCAAGGGCCUGGUAGAUGGGGGUGAAGUGGCAAGAGGGCUCAGCGUGGUGGAAGUUGACAACCACAAGUGCCGGAUGUCCGGGCACAGGACGUCCCAGUCCCUCAGCAUGCAUGCUGUGCAUGGCUGCCUCCCAUUCCUGGGGCUGUCCUUACACCAAAUCACCUGUCCCAGCCCUAGUGCAACGCAGAGAGAAGCCCUGGAGCCUGCUGGGCCAUGGGGAGACACUCAGCAGCCAGGGUUUGCCCCAGGCUCUGCCCUCCCCAGCAGCCCAACAGUAAGGCUCCCAAAAGAAGAUGUUUCUUCCCUGAGUGUAUGCAGAAAUCAUCAGUGGUAUAAAAAUCUAUUUAAGACAGAAGGAAAAUGAGAUACUUGA
Molecule: messenger RNA, 2070 nt
Organism: Parus major (Great Tit)
Lineage: Eukaryota; Metazoa; Chordata; Aves; Passeriformes; Paridae
Gene: HRH2
Product: histamine receptor H2
Exons: 3
Coding region: 40-1179 (379 amino acids)
Biological process (GO): G protein-coupled receptor signaling pathway, coupled to cyclic nucleotide second messenger; positive regulation of vasoconstriction; gastric acid secretion
Cellular component (GO): dendrite; membrane
Molecular function (GO): histamine receptor activity; G protein-coupled serotonin receptor activity; neurotransmitter receptor activity
Source: RefSeq, a predicted model, not a curated record